Messenger RNA from Pseudopipra pipra, 977 nucleotides. Its product is annotated as hyaluronan mediated motility receptor-like. Gene Ontology annotation, cellular component: membrane. Lineage: Eukaryota; Metazoa; Chordata; Aves; Passeriformes; Pipridae. Gene Ontology annotation, molecular function: hyaluronic acid binding. The record is from RefSeq and is a predicted model, not a curated record. The transcript has a single exon. The coding region runs from base 15 to 977 and encodes 320 amino acids.
AGUCCAGAGCCAUCAUGGCGUCCGUGCCACUGGGCCGGGGCCGCUGCCAGAGCGCCGCAUGUACCCCCCUGCAAGGAUCCUGUGGUGUUAAACCAUCAGGUGGAGUGAGAAGUUUGCUGUCCUCUGAAGCAUGCCAAGGGGCUGGGAGACACAAGAGUGACUCAAAGCUGAGCAGUGAGAAGAGUGCACCCACCCCUGUAACUAAAAGAAGAUUCGCAUCCCUUGGACCAACAAUUCGGGCAUUAGUGAGAGAGUGUGGGGAGCAGGAUAAAAAACUUCAGGCUCUGGAUGAGGAUUAUGUGAAGACUGAAGCAAAGCUGAGUGCUGCAGUUCAGGAGAAAACAUCUCUUUCAGCAACUGUUGCAUGCCUAAAAAAACAGCUUCUGGAACUAAAAAGAAGCAAUGAACUACUGAAGUCAAAGCUGUCUGAAGAUGGUGUGCAAAAAAAAAUGAGCAGCCUGUGCAUGGAGUUAAUGAAGCUCAGAAACAUGAGGGAUGCUAAGGAAAAGACUGCACUUGCAAAGCAGGAAAACGUGGAAAUGAAGCUGCAGGAAGUGCAAAGGAAUCUAGAGCAUUCAAAAGGAAAAGUAGCACAGUUAGAAGAAAAACUGUCUGCUACUGAGAGAGAGAAAGUUAUAGAAAAGUCUGACACUGAAAAACUCCUGGAAUACAUCACAGAGCUCAGUAGUGUUGCAGAAACAGCUGAGAAAUACAAAGUAGCUAUUGCUCAGAUGGAGGAGACACUAAUUAAGAAAGACCAAGAUAUUGAGAUCCUCAGGGAUACCCUCAAAACAAAAGAGGAAUCAUGUAAACUGAUGAAAGAACUUCAUGAGCUGCAGCAAGAGAAGGAGUUAUCUGCAGCAGCACAGCAGAAGUUACUGGAGUUGCAGGAUGAGGUAACAAGGGAGAGACGAAUUCUUGAAGAAGUGCGGAAUGAUACCAUGACAUCGCAAAUGCAUUUUUCUCCAUUCCCUUAG